Messenger RNA from Cherax quadricarinatus, 1949 nucleotides. RefSeq lists its product as uncharacterized. The record is from RefSeq and is a predicted model, not a curated record. NCBI's taxonomy places the organism in Eukaryota, Metazoa, Arthropoda, Malacostraca, Decapoda, Parastacidae.
CUUUAAACCCAAGAACUUCAAAGGAGACUCGCGUGGUGUCUCUUGAAUCGACGUGCCAGAAUCCAACAACAGAGCAUAGUGCUUCAAAUCGUAUAUGAUAAGUAACGGAAAUUUCAAAAGUUGUUCAUCAAAUGUAGACAUUCUUAAUGUAUCUUUGCCUGUAUGUAGAUCUCGUACAAACACACACUUUCCUAAUGCCUUGAUCGCCUCCUCUGGGACACUUGGUGAUCAUCUUAAAGGCCGAGACGUAAGUUGCAGACACAGCAACAACGACGGCAGCCCCAACAGAAGAAGCACUAGAAAUAAAUAUAACUCAGUGGCCUUCGGAAGGAACGGAGACACUGACGAUGAUGACUUUGUCAGCAGGAAGGAAGCAGAAAGUAAUAAUGCCAUAACAGCCAAUGACUCAGCAGUUGACUGUGACUUGAACACAAACACAAAUGCUUCGUACGACUACCAAAAGAGCACAGAUGCUGUUAAUGGCUGCCAGCACAACGAGGAAAGAGUCGCCGAUGACACCUAUAUGACGACUCGUAGGCCGGAAGUCGGGAAUGCAAAUACCACGAGGAAAAAACGCACCGCAGAUGGCUACAACGAGACAGAAGACUCUUCUGGUGGUUGUCCUGAUAGGAAUGAGACAGGUGGUGGUGAUUCGUGCGUGGAAGGAGGCAGGGAGGACGAGGAGACAACCAGGGACCAGGUGAGGGAGUUCAAGGUGUUGCUGCGAGAGCUCACGGAAGAGGUGGAAUCAGGACUGACAGCUGUUUCCCAGGGAACACACUACAGCUGGAACAAGUGCUAUAACAUUAUCAAGGCAGUGAAGUGGUCGCUGCGUGAGGCAGCACGGGACGAGGAAGACCUGUGUCUGACCUUCCUGAAGGAGGUGUUGACCUUGCUACUCACAGCCUGCCCAGGACUCCACAAUAUCCUCGCCCCUACCGACUGGUGGUUGGCACUGGAGGCCGUGAGCAGUGCCGUGAUGGUGGUGAGUACGUGGUCACCGCUGCUGCUGAGAGCUGGCAACCUACUUCUGCAAGCACUCCUUGGCAUCUGUGACAGGAUAAACAACUGGAUAUCUGGUGGCGGCCAGGUUGGCGGAGAGCAUCUGGCGGAGGUGGCGUAUUGGCUGGCUGCAUCUAUGUCCAAGGUGGUCACCACAGCCUGUAUCUUUCCACAAGAGCCUGAAGCGGCCUACUCCACCACUACCACCAAACUGGCCUCGGAAACCUUCACCCUGAGCGAUGAGCCGUCCAUCGAGGCUGCCCUGGAAGCACUGAGCCCGGGUGUUGAUGCUGUUUACACCAGUAUGUCGAGUUGGGCUAAUUCUACAGAGGGGAUGCUGUACUUUAUGCCUCCUGCAACGGUGCCUCAGGCAAGAGAUACGACAUGGGAGGAGAACCGGUCACGUGGCAGGAUGAUUCCUAGUGACAUAUUCACCGGAUUUGCACCGCCAGCACGAGAAACAGCAUGGGGAAUUGGUCGGGAAAAAAGUAGAGAGGACACUGAAGGAGACGUGGUGUUGCUCCAUGGUAGGGCUGAUGAAGGAAGACCGAUUACAUAUGCAGUAGGAGAAAUCGCAAAGGAAGACUCUAUCACCGCUGCUCUAGAUGCAUUAGCGCCAUAUUCACGACGUAAAAUCACCACCAACCCUCUUUUAAAAAAGCAGAGAACCAACAUUUGUAAGGAUCGAUGUACCAACACCUCGUCCGGUCCCCCAGAACUCGCUGAAGUGGAGUGGAACCUCUUGUACUGGAGAUCUGUCUUGAGGGAAAAGUGUGAGCCUUUUACCGACCUGCUUCCAAUGUUUGGACUCCAGAUUACGGAAAUCGUUCACAUCAUUGAUCGCUGUUGUGGUUAAUUCAUGUAUAAAAAACUUAUGCCACUUGUGUUUAAGUGGUGUUCAUAAUUUGCCAAAAUAUAGUUAUUAAAAAAUAAAUAUUCUAAUUCCA